This is a messenger RNA of Bombina bombina (fire-bellied toad), 2090 nucleotides long. RefSeq names its product mitochondrial calcium uptake 1 (gene MICU1). Gene Ontology annotation, cellular component: uniplex complex. Gene Ontology annotation, molecular function: calcium ion binding. The transcript has 13 exons. The record is from RefSeq and is a predicted model, not a curated record. Bases 154 to 1593 code for a protein of 479 amino acids. Lineage: Eukaryota; Metazoa; Chordata; Amphibia; Anura; Bombinatoridae. Gene Ontology annotation, biological process: calcium import into the mitochondrion; mitochondrial calcium ion homeostasis.
UGUCUACGGUAGUGCAUGCUGGGGGCUGUAGUUUCUGUGACUACUUCGUAUGUUUUUUUUUUGCUCCGUAACAGAUACUUAGCGCCUCCAGCAGGGAGAGGACCGGGCGGUGCUGUGUGGUGCUAGAACCAGGAGAGUGAGCCGCACAAGAGGAUGUUUCGCCUUCGCUUCAUACCAGCAGUAUCAGGGCUGGCAGCUGUCUCUCGCCGAUACCAUGGGGCGACUAAUCCUGCCAGGAGCAGACGGAGGCUCAUGCUGGCAGCCCUUGUGGGAGCAACCGCUGUGUCUGCAAGUGCUGGGCUGCUGUGGAAGAGAGCUAACGCAGAAGCACAAGUAAAACACAACUUGAGACAAGAGUCCGGCAGAAAAGAGAAAGAGGACGAGGAGAGCCUAGAGGACCAGGUUGUAGAGUCAAGUGAUGAAGAACAGCAGCCAGAAGCAAAAAAGAAGAAACCACGGACUGGCUUCAGGGAUCGGAAGGUGAUGGAAUAUGAGAACAGAAUCAGGGCCUAUUCCACGCCAGACAAAAUCUUCCGAUACUUUGCGACUCUGAAAGUGAUCCACGAGACCGGAGAGUCUGAGGUGUUUAUGACCCCACAGGACUUUGUAAGGUCAAUCACACCCAACGAGAAACAGCCUGAAAAUCUGGGCCUGGAUCAGUUUAUUAUUAAGCGAUAUGACGGAAAGGAUUUCUGGCAGAAAAUUUCACAAGAACGAGAAAAAUUUGCAGAUGAGGACAGUAUCUUCUACACAUUGGGGGAAUGUGGACUGAUCUCUUUUUCUGAUUAUAUUUUCCUGACUACAGUGCUUUCUACUCCGCAGAGAAACUUUGAAAUUGCAUUCAAGAUGUUUGACCUAAAUGGAGAUGGGGAAGUUGACAUGGAAGAGUUUGAGCAGGUUCAGAGCAUCAUACGGUCUCAGACUAGCAUGGGCAUGCGCCACCGUGACCGCUCCACCACUGGCAACACGCUAAAGACUGGCUUUAGCUCAGCUCUCACCACGUACUUCUUUGGUGCGGAUCUCAAGGGCAAACUGACGAUCAAGAACUUUCUAGAGUUUCAGCGUAAACUCCAGCAUGAUGUACUGAAGCUAGAGUUUGAACGUCAUGAUCCAGUUGACGGGCGAAUCACUGAGCGGCAGUUCGGCAGUAUGCUCCUAGCGUACAGUGGUGUGCAGUCAAAAAAACUCACUCUUAUGCUGAAGCAACUAAAGAAGCGCUUUAAAGAUGCCGAGGGACUUACAUUUGAGGAGGUUGAAAACUUCUUUACUUUCUUGAAGAACAUUAAUGAUGUUGACACCGCUCUCAGUUUUUAUCACAUGGCUGGCGCUUCGCUGGAUAAAGUUACAAUGCAGCAAGUUGCCAGGACGGUGGCAAAAGUGGAGCUGUCAGACCAUGUGUGUGAUGUCGUCUUUGCCCUUUUUGACUGUGAUGGAAACGGGGAGCUCAGUAACAAGGAAUUCAUUGCCAUCAUGAAGCAACGUCUGAUGAGAGGUCUGGAGAAGCCAAAAGACAUGGGGUUCACACGACUGAUGCGGGCAAUGUGGAAAUGUGCACAGGAAACUGCCUGGGACUUUGCCGUACCCAAACCGUAACUUGAGACUCCAAAGAAUUAUUGGUGCUGUGAACUGGCGUGCAGCAAAUGCACAUCCCUGUAGGCCUGUUCCCUGCUUGCAAACUCCAUGGUUAUCCUGUAGUAUUAAACAAUAUGGGUCCUCUAUGUAUCUGGCUGCACCCAACCGUGUGCUGUAAGUGCCCAUGCGUUCCCUUGCUGAUAGUCAUAGCUCUGUCCGUAGUUAAUAGACAGACAGCUGGACAUUUGUUACAACAAUAUAGUUGGGGCCAAACAAGUUUAAAGUGACUCCAUGUUUAUAGCACCAAUGUGUUUAAUUCGAUUAGAAAAUGAAUCUAUUUUAAUAUUUGUUACAAAUGUUUUUGUUUUAAUCACGUUUGCUGUAUAACGCACAUCACUGUCUUCAGUUAAUUUAACAAGAUUAUAAUUCAGAUUUAUUUCAUGCCUGUAAAGGGGUUGGGAGCCAAAUGUUUUGCUUGGCUAUUGUAAAUAACAAUAAAGCUAUUUUGUUCAAAUCAA